UUGUGAGCGAAACUUGCCUUUGGGAACGUGCAGCCUGGGUCUGGGAAAGGAAGCAGACUGCCCCGUCGUUGUUGCGCAAUCCAAUUAGCUCAGAUAAGAAAGUGAACCAGAUCACCGGAGAGGCUUUGUUGUGACCAGUUGUGCAUCUGACGUGUGGCUUAGUAACCGAGGCAUCUCCAACAACACUUCUACUUUUACCACCGAUCUGAAAGAGGAAGAAAACUACAACCACAAAUGACCAGAAAAGCUGAGAUGGCAUCCGCUCUCCUCCUGCCAGCACUUAUCUCCAUUUGGACUGUGCUGUUUUCUCCAGGAAUGGCUUCAGAAUUUGUAGUUCCUCCAUGCAACGAGAACAGCUUUGGUUCUGCUGUUGAAAACUGCCUGUCAGAUUUCAACAAGAGCAUGGAGACAAGCGGCUAUCAAGAAAAGUGUCCGUGGCCUAAUGUCAGACGAAUCUACAACAACUUGAAGGUGUGCGUGGAAAAGCGUGCCAGCAAGACGUGGUGUACCGGUUACAAGUUUUUAGUAGACGAGGUCUUCCUGAAGGUCCACUGGAGGUACUUUUCACUCUGUGAGGAGGUUCAAGAUCCCCCGUUCUUCACUCUUGUCAUGUUAAUAGCACCUGUUAUUAUCGCUACACUGUUCAUGCCCCUUCUUUGUGUUCAUCUCACCACGUGGGAACGUAGUGGGGGCUUUUACUGAGUACGAAUGGCCCUUCUGAACAUGGUACGAAUGAACUUUCAGCAUCCAGUGAAAAGAUUAAGAUUUUCCCAUAAGUAAUCCAAAACACAUGUAUUUUUUUUUCUUUUUUAAACUGAGGAACUUGUGUGCUACGUGGAUUUAUUGGACUAUUUCAUGGGAAGAAAUGUGAACCAACAGACUUGCUAUUGGACAGGAAUACGUUGGCUUUACUGCAGCUAUUUACUGGUAGGUUACUCAUGCCAGGCAGGUCAACUUGAUACCCCAUUAUGCCAUGCACCAUACAGUCACCAACCCUUUUUCUCACAUUAGCUGAUGCAAAACAAGCAAAUGCAAAUGCUCCUCUUUGAUAACUCACUUUUUAAGGACAUAGAAAAAUCUAAGGAAUGCCUAAACUCGAGAUCUAAGGCAAAAUAUGGGGCAAAACAUCGAGGAAUAAUAACUAAAACACCCUAAUAGAACUAUAUUUCAUAGCUCUACACACUGUGUGGUACUUUACCUUUCAAAUACAACGGUACUUUGUUUGAAAAAUAACGUAUGUAAAACCCAGAAAACCUUGUUAAAUUCUUUCAAUAUAUUUCACUAGAUUUUUAAAAAAAUGCACCAACCAAUUUCCCUGUAUUUAUAAAAAUGAAUUCAGAAUUUGGCUCGAGAAUCAAGCAAACAAAAGUUUGAAGAGAAAUCAAAACAGACUUUAAAGUUUUAAAAAUGUGAGAUAUAUGCAAAUUAUACUGUACCUCAAGAAUUCUGCAACAGGUAUAGUUCCAUGUAUCAAUGCAGGAGGGUUUAGUGAAAAGUCAAAAGAUUGGUUGGGGCUCACCUUGGUUAGAGUUUAUAAAAGAAUUAUUCAUCCAAAAUGGAGCUACAAAUUCCACAGAGCAAAACACAUUUCAAUAUGUGUGACCUUUGAACCCAGAUAGCAAAGUAUGAUACACUGUCCUCUGUAAAAGUUGAUCUCAAUUGUAUAGAAAAAAUGGUCACAUACUGCUUAUUAAGAGAUAAAGUUCUUGGCAUAGUAGAAAAAAUCAAACUUUUCUGGGACUGGGGGUAGUAUACAACAUAAAUAUGCAGUAUCACGUCAUGUUAGAUUGUUUCAGUUAAAUAAAUGUGUUUUCAUUAAACAGAACUUAUCAGUUGAAAAUGAAUAUCAUGAAUGAAACACAUAGCUUUCAAAUUAGAAUCAAUGUGUUUAUAUGUUUGAAAAUGUUUGUAGUUGUCUCAAAUGUACAUAAUUGGCUUGCAAAGAAAUUGAAGCAAACUCACCCACAUUGUGUCAGUUUUUGUCCUCCAAUAUUAGAUUCCGCUCUUCUGUACAGUUGAAUGUAUCUUUGGGAAAUCACUAUAAAUGUAAACAUCAGAUUAAUCUGGAUUUCCUCACCACUUCCACAUUCUCAUCCCUCUGACAUGUACUUCUAACAGUAAAGUAAGUAUCCAUUAUCACACGGGAUACUUAACAUUUUGUUUUUAGGAUGUGGGGGGAAAAAUUACCCUUUUUCAACAUUUAAUAAAUGUUUAUUUCAGACAAAAUAAAAUGUUGACAGUUGUGAAUAACUAUACAGUUUUAAGAAGAUGGAGCUGUUUUUCAAGUAUUCACAUGACUCCAAGUGUCAGUAUACAAAUGUCAAAUGCAAACAUGUUGCAUUCCAUCAUUUAUUACCAGGAAGCUUUAAAUUUGAAUCGAUCACGGAGAGCUGUUUUCUAAUAAAACAAUGUAAACCUCCACCAAACUGUUUGAUUCAAUUCAGUACUGAAUGGCAGUUGUAGUGAGCGUGAUUUGACUCAUGCACUCUCCUCAAACAGCAAAGCUGAGAACUGUAGCGUUGAUUAUCUUGCAAUAAAAAGGACCAAAACAUCAGUUUUCCCAAGAUCUGCAGGUCAUAUAUAGCCAAAUUUCCUUGUUUCUCUGUUUCUGCAUAGAAACUAUAACUACAAUUACAACAUCAGCUUUUGUAACCACUAGAUCUUGAUAAAACUUGUUUUUCUGUUUGUUGUUUAGUACCACCAGUUUUAUAAAGCUUCAACCUACUACUGUGAAUAGUGCUUGGGGAAAAAAUAGUGUUAUGUUACAAAAAUCCAUUCUUUCUGUGAGUUAAAUAGUUAUUUUAAAUCAGUUCUGGCUGAAAACAGUUCUCAAAAACGCUGGAAUAAAAACGUUUUUACCUCCUUUUUACUUCAUAGAUCUUUUGAAUCUGAGACAGGAAGAGUAAUUAUUCACACCAAAGGAGAAUUAAUGAAAAAUUUGAAUUGUAAAAAUUAAGGGAUCACUAAAAUGCAAAACUGAAUAUCAGAAUUAGGUUGCAGAAAUUGCUGCAAUCAAAGAAUAAAAAAAGAAAGACAGUAGCAUCUGAAAGGAAAUCAUUUGUUGCACAGAAGGAAACAUAAGAGUGAUGAGCCUUCCCUGGCAUAUUGGAUCUUAUUUCACACACAUUUAAUUCACAGCUCUAUGACAGUUGAAGCCAAAACACCUCCGUAUGUUUAAGUUUAGGUUGAAAAAAUAAGGGUCAGUUCUCAGAUUUGGUUUGGUAGUCUGCUACAAAGUGUGAUGGGACAAAAUGUUGCAAUUCUAACAUGAUUUAAUGGGCAUUUUUCUAUUUAUCUGGCACAUUUCAAAUAUCUUACACUCAGAAAGUACCAAGAGUAGGCUGAUAAUAGGUCAAAUGUAGGUUUUUCCUGUGUAAAUACAGGAUGGACCUUUUACUGAGAUUCAUUUUGGCCAGUUGAAUGUUGGUUUAAGUGUAAGACAGAGAAGAUAAAUGCCUCAAACUCCCCUCAGCAUUUAGGGUCAACCAGGAUUUCAGCUAACAUGGGUUAAGAAGUUAAUUUACAGUUAUUUUUGUGUAAGCACAACAUUUCCUGACAGUUGUCAGCUGUGUGAAAUCUUCUAUUCAGAGCAGGCUACUUUCACCAGAAAAAGACUUGAAUUUUGUUUAGUUUUUGCCUCAUUAUAAGUAUGAAUUUAAUAAUUUACAAAUCUACGGUUUUGUAUAGUGUAAAGAUGACAUCAUUUUAAGAUUUUGAAGGCAGAAGAUAAGAAGGCUAACAUUGUGGUCCAAAAAGCAUAAUGUAGUCCUACCUGAAAUGUGUCGUCAUGUUGCUCAUAUGGGCAGAAUGGAUCUUCAGUUAUGUUGAAAAAUAUUCAACCUCUGAUGGUUGUGAGACAAACUAAGUGUGAAGUUGAAAUGUAAUACAAAGAGAGGGCAUUCAUUAGAUUGUUCUGUAAGUCUGAAUGAGUAUUAUUGAGUAUUUUAUGAGUGU
Molecule: messenger RNA, 3954 nt
Organism: Menidia menidia (Atlantic silverside)
Lineage: Eukaryota; Metazoa; Chordata; Actinopteri; Atheriniformes; Atherinopsidae
Source: the annotation of a GenBank genome assembly